AUGGCCAAGUCCUUACCUAACUUCGCCACCUUUGUUGCUCUCCUCUGCCUUUACUUUCUCCUCCUUUCCUCUCACGAGGUACAAAUGGUGGAAGCAAAAGUGUGCGAAGAGCGUAGCAAAACAUGGUCGGGUGGUGUGGAAACGGGAGCCACUGUGACAAACAAUGUAAGGAUUGGGAGGAAGCAAAGGAUGGCGCUUGCCAUGUAG
This is a messenger RNA of Prunus armeniaca (apricot), 207 nucleotides long. The record is from the annotation of a GenBank genome assembly. Lineage: Eukaryota; Viridiplantae; Streptophyta; Magnoliopsida; Rosales; Rosaceae.